Notolabrus celidotus (New Zealand spotty) is the source of this 3932-nucleotide messenger RNA. Its product is annotated as cryptochrome-1-like. The transcript has 13 exons. Gene Ontology annotation, biological process: circadian regulation of gene expression; negative regulation of DNA-templated transcription; entrainment of circadian clock by photoperiod. The coding region runs from base 1278 to 3137 and encodes 619 amino acids. Gene Ontology annotation, molecular function: FAD binding; DNA binding. Lineage: Eukaryota; Metazoa; Chordata; Actinopteri; Labriformes; Labridae. The record is from RefSeq and is a predicted model, not a curated record. Gene Ontology annotation, cellular component: cytoplasm; nucleus.
CAUGAGCACGCAGGGUGGCGCGUGAGGUGAAGUCCGAACCCUCAUGCCUGACUUCAUGUGCUCAUCCGGGUACUUCUAUCGUAAACAAGACAUUGGGAUCUUGAGACUAAAACAAUGUUUUGAAUGCAUUCUAAGGUCUUAACAUGUUCAUGCAAUUAUUCAACUAUCUCCUAAGUUUGUGUAAGGAAGAUAUAUAACUCCUAAGUGUGUAAAAGUUGUUGUUCAUGCAGAAAAAAAAGACAAAAAAAAAAUUAACUGCGCCAUUAAUUUUUUUUAUUUAAUAUUACUCGAUAUAACUUCAUGAAUAAGUGUAUAAAAAAGCUGAAUAUGCUCCAGAGGUCAUAAUAAAGCUUGUACGCUCAGUGAACACAGUUAGCUUGCGUUGUCUCAUUUAGGUCAGGGAGAGCACGCUGCAGAAACGUGACAACGCUUGGAAGCGAACUCGACCCUCUCAGCCAAUCAGAACGCUCAGAGCUGCGUGCGUCACGUAUGGGCGGAGUCACGGCUGUAGGUGCGGUGACUGGAUGUUCAGCAGCUAAUCGUAGACGUUGAGGACAUUUUCUCCUGCAAAGCUGCUCUAAAACUACCGCUGAGACGUGGAAGAGACGACACACACGGACUGCUUCGGAUUUAUAAGAGCUAAGUGAAUAUAUUGAUGACAUUAAGUCGAAGAAUUUGACAGAACUGCUGUUGGAAUUGUGGUUUUUACAUAACCAGCUUUCUCUGUAGUCUCGGUUGGCUUGCCUUCGUGUCUCACAGAAACCAACGGCUCAAAUUAACCUCUGUGUUAUUACAGUGUUAUUACAGCAGCGUUAAUAGACUUAUUAAACUGUUAUACCUGUAAAAUCUUUCAACUACGUGUUCAUUUUUACUCGCUUUUUUCAGUAUUCAGAAUAACAAGUUAUACAACAAGCCCUCUGCUGCCCGUUAGACAUCCGGGUCCUAACGCCCGCCGCGCGCACAGCCCAGAUGGUUGUGAAGGUUUGUAAAUACUUUGACAUCAUGGAGAAGGUUCUGUUAGAGCAAGGCUAAUAAUACUGGACUGAAGUGAUCCAAGACUCACACACUGUAUGCUUUAAAGGCAUACAAGCUCUCUCUGUCACUCACUCGGACCCCUGUGGACCCCUGUGGACUCUGUCUCCUGUGUUUUUUUUCUUGGACAUACUUUUUGAAACAAUCACAGAGUUAAAGGAUUAAAAAAAGAAGCAAAGUGAACACUUGAAGGACUUUUUCACCCCUCAUUCAAAACCCACACCAAGCACUCGUCCAGUCGAGUAAUGGUCAUUAAUACGGUGCACUGGUUCAGGAAGGGCUUGCGGCUCCAUGACAACCCGUCGCUGAAGGAAUCUCUGCAGGGAGCGGACACCGUGCGCUGCGUCUACAUCCUCGACCCCUGGUUUGCUGGAUCGUCCAACGUUGGGAUCAACAGGUGGAGGUUCUUACUGCAGAGUCUCGAGGACUUAGACUCCAGUCUCCGUAAGCUCAACUCAAGACUGUUUGUGAUAAGAGGCCAACCCACUGAUGUCUUUCCCAGACUUUUCAAGGAAUGGAAUAUCUCUCGUUUGUCUUACGAGUACGACUCUGAGCCGUUUGGGAAGGAGCGAGAUGCAGCCAUUAAGAAGCUGGCCUCUGAGGCCGGCGUGGAGGUGACAGUCCGCAUCUCUCACACACUCUAUGACCUGGACAAGAUCAUAGAGUUGAACGGAGGGCAGUCCCCUCUCACCUACAAGCGGUUCCAGACCCUGAUCAGCCGCAUGGACCCUGUGGAGCUUCCUGCAGAGUCCAUUACAGCUGAAGUCAUGGGGAAGUGCACUACGCCGCUGUCCGAUGACCACGACGACAAGUUCGGGGUCCCGUCUCUGGAGGAGCUCGGCUUUGACACGGAGGGUCUGUCCUCAGCCGUGUGGCCGGGCGGAGAGACUGAAGCGCUCACAAGACUAGAGCGACAUUUGGAGAGGAAGGCGUGGGUCGCCAACUUCGAGCGUCCAAGAAUGAACGCCAACUCUCUGCUGGCCAGCCCGACAGGCCUCAGUCCGUACCUGCGCUUCGGCUGCCUCUCCUGUCGCCUCUUCUACUUCAAACUCACCGACCUCUACAAGAAGGUGAAGAAGAACAGCUCCCCUCCUCUCUCGCUCUACGGUCAGCUCCUGUGGCGCGAGUUCUUCUACACGGCGGCCACCAACAACCCCUGCUUCGACAAGAUGGAGAGCAACCCCAUCUGCGUGCAGAUCCCCUGGGACCGCAACGCCGAGGCGCUGGCCAAGUGGGCGGAGGGCCGGAGCGGCUUCCCCUGGAUCGACGCCAUCAUGACCCAGCUGAGGCAGGAGGGCUGGAUCCACCACCUGGCCCGACACGCCGUGGCCUGUUUCCUGACGCGAGGAGACCUGUGGAUCAGCUGGGAGGAGGGCAUGAAGGUGUUCGAGGAGCUGCUGCUCGAUGCAGACUGGAGCGUUAACGCCGGCAGCUGGAUGUGGCUCUCCUGCAGCUCCUUCUUCCAGCAGUUCUUCCACUGCUACUGCCCAGUGGGCUUCGGCCGACGCACAGACCCCAACGGGGAUUACAUAAGGCGCUACUUGCCCAUUCUGAGAGGGUUUCCUGCCAAGUAUAUUUAUGACCCCUGGAACGCUCCGGAGAGUGUGCAGAAAGCAGCCAAGUGCAUCAUCGGGGUGCAUUACCCCAAGCCCAUGGUGCACCAUGCAGAGGCCAGCCGCCUCAACAUCGAGAGGAUGAAACAGAUCUACCAGCAGCUCUCCUGUUACAGAGGCCUCGGCCUCUUGGCGACAGUCCCGUCCAACAUGAACAGUAACGGUAACACAGAGAUGUCCUCAGACGUGGUCGGUUACUCUGUGAGGUCCACGCACGACGCUGCACCGUCAUCAGGCUACGAGCUGCCGGUUCAGAACGAGGAGCAGUGGCAGAGCGGGGUCAUGAUGUACCUGCAGGGGGAUCAGCAGACCAGCAUGUCCACACACCAGCAGGGGACCAGUGCAGGAGUGAUGUGUUACUCUCAAGGCUCACAACAGAUACCCGGUCCUGCUCUCAAGACCCACGGCAGCUCUCAGACCAGCAUCAAACGGCACAGUGAAGACUCGGUGAACUUCAGAGGCUCUAAAGUCCUGAGACAGAGCACCCACUAAAGAGGAGAGUCUCCAGACUUCGCUGUGACUCACGUCGUGUCCUCAUUCUGACCCGACAUGGACCUUUUAAGACUUUUGUUACAGCACCGCACUGUUGCAUGAGCAAACGCUCAGAAGGACCCGUCAUACAAACACACACACACGCACAUGGACACACAGACACUAUCUGGACUGUACAUUCUCAAUGGGACCGCACGGCGGCCCUGCAGCGGGAGCGUCACACUGUGCUCGUGGUGGACGGGACAAAAAGUCUUGUGUAAAUAAAGAAUUUGCUAAUAUCUGCUCACAUACAAACGUGUACAUAUUUGGAUAUUGUAUGUGUUUACUCUCUUUGUGUAGCCAUAGACUCAUUGAUAUAUUUUUGAUAUGACAGAUCAUUGUGGAUGGAUCUUUCUUUUAUGGAAACUUUUCAAUAAAAUAUGAAAACAUUUAUAGUCCGUCCAUGAAAAGCUAAAUAAUCCUGUAUCUAUAAUAAGAACAGCUGCUCGUCUGCUCGUUUAUUCUUCUUCCCACUUCUCUCUCUUCUUUGAGCCAUCCAAUGUUUCUAUGGACAGACGUGUUUGAUCAUUCCCUCCCUCUAUCUCAGAGCUUGUUUUGUUCCUUCUCACUGUAGAGGCAAUAUCAGUAAGACGUUAUCUAUCCAGUCGUUGCCCGUGUUAAUGGUUAUUGAGAAAAGGCAACUUCAUAUCAUGCCCCCUCUGUAUUACCCUGAUAUGUACCACUGGAGAGACCUGCUCCUCCUUCUUCUUGUUUCUCCUCAAUGUGCUUGUUUGAUUAAAAACUGGUUUAAAUAUA